Myotis davidii is the source of this 5453-nucleotide messenger RNA. It is a transcript of the gene THOC2, whose product is annotated as THO complex 2. Gene Ontology annotation, molecular function: mRNA binding. Gene Ontology annotation, biological process: mRNA processing; mRNA export from nucleus. The coding region runs from base 298 to 5298 and encodes 1666 amino acids. The record is from RefSeq and is a predicted model, not a curated record. The transcript is spliced from 41 exons. NCBI's taxonomy places the organism in Eukaryota, Metazoa, Chordata, Mammalia, Chiroptera, Vespertilionidae. Gene Ontology annotation, cellular component: THO complex part of transcription export complex.
UAGCACAUAUUAGUUACUUUAGAAAUACAUGUUUGAAUUAGUUGCUUGGUGUUGAGACUACGGAAGAAGAUAAGGGCUACAAAUUAGCCUGGGGAAAGGGAAGCGAGGGCUAGAGUGGCGGAAGGCGCGGCUCGCGACGUCACUGCGAAGUGACCCACGGGUCUGGACGACGUCGUUGGCCACGGGCCUCGGGCUUCCGCGGGACGGAGAUGACAGACUGGGGCGGGAAAACGAAUAGCUAACUCGCAGUUCCCGGCAUUCUUAGUGGGCGGGGCUUCACUUUGACCCCUCGCUCGCAUGCUACACAUCCGGGCUCCUGCUAGUAGUGAGGGGAAGAUGGCGGCCGCGACGGUGUUGGUUCCCGUAGAGUGGAUAAAGAACUGGGAGAAAACAGGGAGAGGCGAAUUUUUGCAUUUGUGUCGGAUUCUGAGUGAAAAUAAAAGCCAUGAUAGUUCGACUUACAGAGAUUUCCAGCAAGUUCUCUAUGAAUUAUCAUACCAUGUCAUUAAAGGGAACCUAAAGCAUGAACAGGCAUCUAAUGUUUUUAAUGACAUUAGUGAAUUUCGUGAGGAUUUGCCUUCCAUUCUUGCUGAUGUAUUCUGCAUACUAGAUAUUGAGACAAAUUGUUUAGAAGAAAAAAGCAAGAGAGACUAUUUUACACAAUUGGUAUUAGCGUGUUUGUAUUUAGUUUCAGACACAGUUCUAAAGGAACGCUUGGAUCCAGAAACAUUGGAAUCAUUAGGGCUUAUCAAACAAUCACAGCAAUUCAAUCAAAAGUCAGUUAAAAUCAAGACAAAACUCUUUUAUAAGCAGCAAAAAUUCAAUUUGUUAAGAGAAGAGAAUGAAGGCUAUGCUAAACUGAUUGCUAAAUUGGGGCAAGAUUUAUUGGGAAAUAUUACUAGUGAUUUAAUCUUAGAAAAUAUCAAAUCUUUAAUAGGAUGCUUUAAUCUGGAUCCCAAUAGAGUUUUGGAUGUCAUUUUAGAAGUAUUUGAAUGCAGGCCAGAACAUGAUGACUUCUUUAUAUCUUUAUUAGAAUCUUACAUGAGUAUGUGUGAACCGCAAACACUGUGUCAUAUUCUUGGGUUCAAAUUCAAGUUUUACCAGAAACCAGGGAGUCCACUGUUAGUACAGGGAAGGAGAAGUUCAAGUAUUUCAUCACAUUUUAAGAGGCACCAUGAUAGCUUUGGCUUUAAGAAUAUGAAGCCAACUGCUAAAGUGACAGGAAUAGUGAGAGGAGACCUCAUUGAGAAGAUGAGACUUAAGCAAAGAAAUGAAGAAUGUGAGGGUGUAAACUGUACAGAUAUCUGGAGAAAAAUCUUCAGGCAAAGAGAACAGCCAAGCAAAGAAAGGCCUCAAGCAAGCAAAUGUCUUGAUCUUUAUGUACAUCUUCUUCCAGCUGAUAAUUGCAUCAUGGAUGAACAUAAACGAGAAAUUGUGGAAGCUAAGCAAAUUGUUAGAAAACUUACAAUGGUUGUAUUGUCUUCUGAAAAAAUGGAUGAGCGAGAGAAAGAAAAGGAAAAAGAAGAUGAUAAAGUAGAAAAGCCACCUGAUAACCAAAAACUUGGUUUGUUGGAAGCCUUAUUAAAGAUUGGUGAUUGGCAGCAUGCACAGAACAUUAUGGAUCAGAUGCCUCCAUAUUAUGCUGCUUCGCAUAAGCUAAUAGCUCUGGCUAUUUGCAAGCUCAUUCACAUAACUAUCGAGCCUCUCUACCGAAGAGUUGGCGUUCCUAAAGGUGCUAAGGGCUCACCUGUUAAUGCUUUGCAAAAUAAGAGAGCACCAAAACAAGCAGAGAGCUUUGAAGAUUUGAGGAGAGAUGUCUUCAAUAUGUUCUGUUACCUUGGUCCUCACCUUUCUCAUGAUCCCAUUUUAUUUGCAAAAGUGGUGCGCAUAGGCAAAUCAUUUAUGAAGGAGUUUCAGUCUGAUGGAAGCAAACAAGAAGAUAAAGAGAAAACGGAAGUUAUCCUCAGCUGUUUGCUUAGCAUUACUGACCAGGUACUACUUCCAUCUCUUUCUCUAAUGGACUGCAAUGCUUGUAUGUCUGAGGAACUAUGGGGAAUGUUUAAAACAUUUCCAUAUCAGCACAGAUAUCGUCUGUAUGGCCAGUGGAAGAAUGAAACUUACAACAGUCACCCACUUUUAGUAAAAGUUAAAGCUCAAACAAUAGAUAGAGCCAAAUAUAUCAUGAAGCGUCUAACCAAGGAAAAUGUGAAACCUUCUGGAAGACAGAUUGGGAAACUUAGCCACAGCAAUCCAACCAUUUUGUUUGAUUAUAUUUUGUCACAAAUACAGAAGUAUGAUAACUUAAUAACACCUGUAGUAGAUUCACUGAAAUACCUCACUUCGUUGAAUUAUGAUGUCUUGGCCUAUUGUAUCAUUGAAGCUUUAGCUAAUCCAGAAAAAGAGAGAAUGAAACAUGAUGACACAACCAUCUCAAGCUGGCUUCAGAGUCUGGCUAGUUUCUGUGGUGCAGUUUUUCGUAAAUAUCCAAUUGAUCUUGCUGGUCUUCUUCAAUAUGUGGCUAAUCAGCUAAAGGCGGGCAAAAGUUUUGACCUGCUUAUAUUGAAAGAAGUGGUACAAAAAAUGGCAGGAAUAGAAAUUACCGAGGAAAUGACAAUGGAGCAACUAGAGGCCAUGACUGGUGGGGAGCAACUAAAAGCUGAGGGUGGUUAUUUUGGCCAGAUCAGAAACACUAAAAAAUCCUCCCAGAGAUUAAAGGAUGCACUAUUGGACUAUGAUCUUGCUCUUCCCCUCUGUUUGAUUAUAGCUCAGCAGAGGAAUGGGGUGAUCUUUCAAGAAGGUGGAGAGAAACAUUUGAAACUUGUGGGAAAGCUCUAUGAUCAGUGUCAUGAUACCCUGGUACAGUUUGGUGGGUUUUUAGCAUCUAAUCUAAGCACAGAAGAUUAUAUAAAGCGAGUGCCUUCAAUUGAUGUGCUCUGUAACGAAUUUCAUACACCCCAUGAUGCAGCAUUUUUCCUGUCUAGGCCAAUGUAUGCACACCAUAUUUCAUCCAAGUAUGACGAACUUAAAAAAUCAGAGAAGGGAAGUAAACAGCAACAUAAAGUUCACAAGUAUAUUACAUCAUGUGAAAUGGUGAUGGCCCCUGUCCAUGAAGCAGUAGUCUCAUUACACGUUUCCAAAGUCUGGGAUGACAUCAGCCCUCGAUUCUAUGCCACAUUCUGGUCAUUGACAAUGUAUGACCUUGCAGUUCCACACACCAGCUAUGAACGGGAAGUCAGUAAACUUAAAGUCCAGAUGAAAGCAAUUGAUGACAAUCAGGAAAUGCCUCCAAAUAAAAAGAAAAAAGAGAAGGAGCGCUGUACUGCCCUUCAGGACAAACUUCUUGAAGAAGAAAAGAAACAGAUGGAACAUGUACAGCGAGUUCUACAGAGACUGAAACUGGAAAAGGACAACUGGCUUUUAGCAAAAUCUACCAAAAAUGAGACCAUCACAAAAUUUCUACAGCUGUGUAUAUUUCCUCGAUGUAUUUUUUCAGCAAUUGAUGCUGUUUACUGUGCUCGUUUUGUUGAAUUGGUACAUCAACAGAAAACUCCAAAUUUUUCCACACUUCUUUGUUAUGAUCGAGUUUUCUCUGAUAUAAUUUACACAGUUGCAAGUUGUACUGAAAAUGAAGCUAGUCGAUAUGGGAGAUUUCUUUGCUGCAUGUUAGAGACUGUAACCAGGUGGCACAGUGAUAGAGCCACAUAUGAAAAGGAAUGUGGAAAUUAUCCAGGAUUCCUUACUAUAUUACGGGCAACUGGAUUCGAUGGUGGAAAUAAAGCUGAUCAAUUAGACUAUGAAAAUUUUCGGCAUGUUGUACAUAAAUGGCAUUACAAACUAACCAAGGCAUCGGUACAUUGCCUUGAAACAGGCGAAUAUACUCACAUCAGGAAUAUCUUGAUUGUGCUAACAAAAAUACUUCCUUGGUACCCAAAAGUUUUGAAUCUGGGCCAGGCUUUGGAAAGAAGAGUGCAUAAAAUCUGCCAAGAAGAAAAAGAGAAGAGGCCUGAUCUAUAUGCAUUGGCUAUGGGCUACUCUGGGCAGUUGAAAAGUAGAAAGUCAUACAUGAUACCUGAAAAUGAGUUUCAUCACAAAGACCCCCCUCCGAGGAAUGCAGUUGCCAGUGUACAAAAUGGGCCUGGUGGUGGGUCUUCUUCAUCGUCCAUAGGAAGUGCAUCUAAAUCUGAUGAAAGCGGUGCUGAGGAGAAUGAUAAAUCAAGGGAGAGAUCUCAGUGUGGUGUGAAAGCUGUUAAUAAAGCUUCUAGUGCCACACCAAAAGGGAAUUCAAGCAAUGGAAAUAGUGGCUCUAACAGCAAAAUCAUUAAAGAAAAUGACAAAGAGAAAGGGAAAGAAAAGGAGAAAAGAGAAAAGACUCCAGCUACUACUCCAGAGGCCAGGGUACUUGGUAAAGAUGGUAAAGACAAACCGAAGGAAGAACGACCAAAUAAAGAUGAAAAAGCAAGAGAGACGAAGGAAAGAACACCUAAGUCUGACAAAGAGAAAGAAAAAUUCAAGAAGGAAGACAAAGCUAAAGAUGAGAAAUUCAAGACCACUGUCCCCAACGUAGAAUCAAAAUCGACUCAAGAAAAGGAAAGAGAGAAGGAGCCAUCCAGAGAAAGAGAUAUAGCAAAGGAAAUGAAAUCAAAGGAAAAUGUAAAAGGAGGAGAAAAAACUCCAGUUUCUGGGUCCUUGAAGUCACCGGUUCCCCGAUCAGAUAUUACUGAGCCUGAAAGGGAACAAAAACGCCGCAAAAUUGAUACCCAUCCUUCUCCAUCACAUUCCUCAACAGUAAAGGACAGUCUCAUCGAACUCAAGGAGUCUUCAGCAAAGCUCUACCUUAAUCAUACUCCUUCACCACUGUCCAAGAGUAAGGAGAGAGAAAUGGACAAGAAAGAUUUGGACAAGUCAAGGGAAAGAUCCAGAGAAAGAGAGAAAAAAGAUGAAAAGGACAGGAAGGAACGGAAAAGGGAUCACUCAAACAAUGACCGUGAAGUGCUACCGGAUUUAACCAAGAGGCGAAAAGAGGAAAAUGGAACAAUGGCGGUUUCAAAACACAAAAGUGAAAGCCCAUGUGAGUCUCCUUAUCCAAAUGAGAAAGACAAGGAAAAAAAUAAGUCCAAAUCUUCAGGCAAAGAAAAAGGCGGUGAUUCAUUUAAAUCAGAAAAAAUGGAUAAAAUCUCCUCCAGUGGCAAAAAGGAGUCCAGGCAUGAUAAAGAAAAGAUAGAAAAGAAAGAGAAACGGGACAGUUCAGGAGGAAAGGAAGAGAAGAAACAUCAUAAGUCCUCGGACAAACACAGAUAAUGAAGACUUUCCAUCAAGGGUAUGGACAGAUCCCUAAGCUGAAGGUCUCCCAGAGGAGGAUGCCAAAGCUCCAUGCGUCACUCUCAGAACGAUAUCUCCCAUACUUAAGAGCUUCUGGUGCUGUCCAUUUAAUGGGAAUCUGCUUUAAGUCAGAA